AUGCGAUUCGGUGGCACUUCUGCCUUGGCCUUCUGGGCCCUCCUAAACUCUGCUUCGGGUCGCCUUUCUGGUGACAACAUCGAUCCCGAGGAGACCGCUGUCUUCACUUCCAAGGACAUCGAGGAUUACCUCUCCCCUGGACCCUACGUUACUGUGGCCGAGUUUGGUAGUUCUCCUGUAUCCCCCGUCAUGGAUUGGUUCGAGAGCUCCAUUGCCGGUCUGAAGUCCUGGGCUGGGUCGGAGCUCCUCAGCUGGUCUGCCAAGAUCAUUGAUACUCUCGGUGACCAUGUGAAGGGUGCUGAUAUGUUCUACAACUUCAUUCCGAGGCAUGUCGCGACUUUGGAGAACGAUGGUCAAUGGCACAGCUAUAGCGGUCGCUGUUUUCAAGACAUCAAGGUCCGCUCGACAGAACGCGAGGACGGGACGAUCAUGAUCGAGGCUGAUUAUCGCAAUGCGGUCUCUUGGACGUGUGCCGAGUACGUCCUUUUUGGCAACGCCGCUGACUUCCAUAUGCAGUACAAACUCCAUCGGGGUACGGAAACAUACAAGUGGACUGCUGACAAGGGGAAGAUCUACGUCUUUGAUCUCCGCACUUCCCUCGUCGAUGCGGCUGAGGGCAUCAUCAAGACCGCGGACCUGCUACUUGGUCGCGACCAGGCCCUAGAGUUCGUCGAUCACUUCAUGGGCUUCACUUUCGACAAGCGCACCCACCCUGGUGCCGUUGACAUUGCUGAAGAGGAUAUCCAUCCUGGCGAUGUUAUAAUGGUCACGAAUAUUCAAGGCCAGAGUGCAUCUAUAAUGUGGGCAGGUGGCUCUAUCCCGAGUCAUAGUAUGAUGUUCUUGCGUGAUCCUGAGACUGAGAAACUCUACGCCAUUGAGAGUUGGGCCGGUGGUGUACGCAAGCUCACCUUCGAGGAGUAUCUCAAGGACGAUGCUGGUUGGUAUAAUAACGCCGUCCUUGUUCCUCUCAAGGAGGAACUCCGUGAGAGCUUCGACAACGAUGCUGCUUGGAAUAAGUUCACCACCGAGUUUGAGGGCAACGACUAUGGAUAUAGUAACUUCCUCUUUACUAGUGUUGACACUCUCAAGGGCAACUACCCCUGCCUUCCUAUGGACGACUAUCAGACCUGUCUCUCAUGGGAGUUCGUCGAGACCCUUCUAGGUUUGGUCGAACGUGUUAAACCCGACAUGGCCGACCUCCUCUUCCUCGAGGCCUUCAACCACCGCAUGGGUUCCACUGGAUUGGGCCUCAGUGAUAUCCUCAAGAUGGCCGACGCCAAGCUUGAGGGCGGCUCGGCUGCGCUUCCAACUAUCCCAGAACAGGACGACUGGGUCUACCAUACCCAUCAUAACGGCCAACCUGUGAUGGGCCCCUCUCGUGUUUGCAGUGCCCUCGUGUGUGAGAUACUCCGUGCGGGUGGUGCUCUAGGUGAUCAUGAGCUUUCCUGCUCUGAGUUCACUCCCUUUGAUGUCUAUAGUAUGGAUAUCUUCACUACUCCUACAUACCAACUCAAGGGCGACUACGCUAUAGACUUGACCAAACCCGAUGCGUUGCGCCUCGGCCAGAAGGCUGUCACCGACGAUAUGGCUGAGACUUGCCAAUCUGUCAUCACCGCUGAUUCCUACUAUGCUAGAGCUCCCCAUUGCUGA
Perkinsus marinus ATCC 50983 is the source of this 1650-nucleotide messenger RNA. RefSeq lists its product as hypothetical. The transcript has a single exon. NCBI's taxonomy places the organism in Eukaryota, Perkinsozoa, Perkinsida, Perkinsidae. The coding region runs from base 1 to 1650 and encodes 549 amino acids. The record is from RefSeq and is a predicted model, not a curated record.